Oikopleura dioica is the source of this 1353-nucleotide messenger RNA. The record is from the annotation of a GenBank genome assembly. NCBI's taxonomy places the organism in Eukaryota, Metazoa, Chordata, Appendicularia, Copelata, Oikopleuridae.
AUGGGCUGUUCAGAAUCUAAAAAUAUUGUUGAACCCUCCCUUGACGCUGCUCCCGAAGAAAAAGAGAAAACUGCUGCGAAAGAACAAGAGAAAAAGACAGAAAUUGUUCCGAUCACAAGCAAAAACGCCAAAAGCCAAACAGAUGAGCUGCCAGAGAAUUUCCCGAUUGAGGCAAAAGUAAAAAUUGUACAGUCCAAAGAUGUUCAAACUCAAGAAUCAAGCCACAAACACGGAACAAUUGAUGGCGACUACCAGCUCGCGUUGAAGCUGCAAGAAGAAGACUACAGUCAGCUUGAUCGAAUGGAAACAAGGGAUCUUAUUCAAAUUUCAAAUCCCGGGAGGAGAGAUACACCAGAAAUUGAGGCUCCUGUUGAAAAGAAAGAUCAUUAUCCAUCGCUUGAAGAACCAGCUGGCGUGAGAAAAAUGUACUUGGCACAAGGCUUCAAAGACUAUCAUAUUGAAGCGCUUUUUCGUCAUAAUUUUUACAGGGCGUUUCAUCCUGGCACUAAAUCUUUAACGUUGAGCAUGAUGUUGUGUGAUCAAGCUCAAGCGAGUGCCGACCAGCAAGCGGAAAUGAAUGUUAUGGGCCAUGUUACUGAAAGAAAAGGAGCCGGGGAAAACCUCCAUUUUUGUCAUUACGAGUAUUAUGCGAAAUCUCCAUCAAAAAUGACUGUGGGUGGAACCGACCGCUUUUAUGGCGAAGUGACUGAUUUUCUGAAAGGAUUCAAUCAUGAAACAAAGAUGCCCGAUAAAAGCACAUUCUUAAAAUGGGGUCAUUACAGUCAGUUGAUUUGGAAAGACACCUUUGAAAUGGGGGUCGGAUUUGCCAAAUUCACGGACCCGAUAAAAGCUGGCUACCCAAUGAUCGUCACUUAUCGGUACCGCUCUCACGGAAAUUUCAAUGACCAAUAUCCAACGAAAUGCUCAUUGCCGCAAAAAUCUCUUUCUGAAAUCAAAGAGAUAAUUAACCAGUGGCAAGAAAGAAGAGUUAAUGCAAUUAUUGAUGACGAAGAAGCGCUUGACUCGAAAUUCAGAAGACAUGGUAUUCAGGAAUGGCAAAUUGACGCGUGGAGACAUUUCAAUGGCAUACGAUACAGUCAAGGUCUACCACCUGUCAUGCUUGAUGUUGAUCUUUGUGUUCAAUGCUGCACAAAUGAUGGAAAAGGAUAUUGGUCAAUGUGGACGACGGCUUCUUUAGAGGGGAAAAGCUUGGAUCGAUUCGUUCAAGAUUACUUUACGAACCAGGCGAAAGAAAUCUUCAAACAAGAGGCCGACUUGGCUUUCACUUCCUUUGGGCUUGCUGUUGAAAUUCAACCAAGAAAAACAGAACUAAGAUGUCGUUUCAGUAACUAA